This is a messenger RNA of Strongyloides ratti, 411 nucleotides long. Its product is annotated as ShKT domain-containing protein. Bases 1 to 411 code for a protein of 136 amino acids. The record is from RefSeq and is a predicted model, not a curated record. Lineage: Eukaryota; Metazoa; Nematoda; Chromadorea; Rhabditida; Strongyloididae. The transcript has a single exon.
AUGGUUUGUGUUAAUUUAUAUCCAAAUUGUCAGAAUUUUGGAGGAUUUUGUAAUAUGCCAAUAUUUAGUAAUGUAAUGAUGAAUAAUUGUCCAGCAACUUGUGGUGUAUGUGUAACAAUUAAUGGAAAAAAACAAACUGAUUCUGAUAAACUUAUUGUCAGUACUGAUAAAGCAGUAAAUCCAAUUGGUCCAUGUCUAAAUGGUUUAUGCCCAGAAAACCAUGUAUGUAUUGAUGGAAAUUGUUAUCGUCUUAAGGUAACAUCAUCCUCUGGAAACACAAUAUCAUCAACUUCGCAAGGAAUUUGUAUUGAUGUGGUUCAAGCCUGCCCAAGGCUUGCUAAUGUUUGUACUCCAAAUGUACAAAGGUAUUGCCCAGCAUCAUGUAACGUUUGUAUUAUAGGAAAAAAAUAA